Messenger RNA from Trypanosoma cruzi, 1272 nucleotides. RefSeq lists its product as uncharacterized. The transcript has a single exon. Gene Ontology annotation, molecular function: protein binding. Lineage: Eukaryota; Euglenozoa; Kinetoplastea; Trypanosomatida; Trypanosomatidae. The coding region runs from base 1 to 1272 and encodes 423 amino acids. The record is from RefSeq and is a predicted model, not a curated record.
AUGGAUACAAAAUGUGUGCAUGCAUGCAUGCGUUCACAUAUACUUGUUUUACCUCCUUUUUUUUUUUUUUUUGUUUCUUUCUUUUUUUUUCUUUUGGUUGGGGAUUUUUAUUUGAUCCCACGUGGUGGGUGGUGGGGUGUUUGUGUGCACACACGAACAUACACGCACAAAAAAACAAAACAAAGGAGGAGGCACCACUCACUCUCUGCUGGUGGGUGGCGCGGGAAGAUGCAACCUGUCCACACGGUCAGGACGUCUGACGAGGAUGACACCUAUGUUCUUGACGGUUGCGUCUGCAACGAUGGCUCCUCAUUGUGUCUUUCCGUUUCCGACCACACAAUCCGAUGCUACGACACCCACACCGCGACUUUUCUCUUUACUCUCACGGGGCACACAUGCGCCAUCAAAGACGUGACGACGUCAGCAUCCCAGGCAACGGUCCUGUACUCCUCGCAGGAGGAUACAGGGGUUAUGAUUUCAGACAUGCGGCAGGUGAAUCCUGCGCACUUCCUGAGCGAGUUCUGCGGGAAAGGGGCGACGGGUGGCACAGUCGGCGUGACCCCCAAUGGCCGCUUUCUCGGUGUUGCCGUGAAUGGCGACACACACAUCGUGGACACGCGCAUGUGGCAUACGACGCAUGUCAUAGCAAAUAUGCACUUGGACGAAAUUACUCGACUCCGUUUUCUCGAUGACACGGUGUACUGCUCGGCGGGGGAGGAUCAAAUGAUCAACUUCAUUGACUCCGCCUCUGAAGUUGCAGAGAACGACAUGCUUCUGCAGGCGAUUUCCUGUGGGGAGGUUGUGACGAAGAUGACGGCGUUUUCGCAUCUUGGCGUCUUGGGGCUUGUUGGCUCCUGCGAGAAUGCAUACCUCUUCCCCUUUGACUUGCAGGAGAAGGAGGUACGCUACCCGCGCCCCGACCAGGCAACAUAUCUUGUGGAAAUGUGCGUUCUCGCUGGGCAACCGUACCUAGUACGUGGGGUGCGAGACGACGACGGGAAUGUCGGGCCGCUUUCUCUCAUGAAUUGGGCCACCCGUGAUGUGACGCAGCUGGCGCCUGUGCACCGAGAGACCUGCCGCAUGGCCAUUGGCGUCGGUGAAUGUCUCGUCACCGGCGGUGAGGACGGUCUGGUGGCCUUCUGGCGCACAAAUGACACGGCGGGUGCCGUGACCGCGACGACGCUUACGGAUGCUGCUGCGUUAGGGCGGGGGGUGAUGAAAUCACGCCAUCACGUGACGAGACCGCUGCGGUCAAUGCCGUACGCAAAAUAA